Molecule: messenger RNA, 774 nt
Organism: Ictalurus furcatus (blue catfish)
Lineage: Eukaryota; Metazoa; Chordata; Actinopteri; Siluriformes; Ictaluridae
Exons: 3
Coding region: 1-774 (257 amino acids)
Source: RefSeq, a predicted model, not a curated record
AUGUCUUUGAAAUCUUGCAGCUCCUCUGAAUACUGCGACGUUUCCCUGGAGGGACUGAAUAAUGUUCCAGUAACGCAGCUCAGCCACUGCGCGCUAACACACGCUAACUCCUCCUCCCUUCAUAAGGUUCCAUUAAAAUUUGUCCAGAUCAAGCAGCUCACCAACACACCUGUCUCACCUCAGCAGCUCACUAACGCACCUGUCUCACCUCAGCAGCUCACCAACACACCUAUCUCACCUCAGCAGCUCACUAACACACCUGUCUCACUUCAGCAGCUCACCAACGCACCUGUCUCACUUCAGCAGCUCACCAACGCACCUGUCUCACCUCAGCAGCUCACCAACACACCUGUCUCACCUCAGCAGCUCACCAACGCACCUGUCUCACCUCAGCAGCUCACCAACACACCUAUCUCACCUCAGCAGCUCACUAACACACCUGUCUCACUUCAGCAGCUCACCAACACACCUGUCUCACUUCAGCAGCUCACCAACGCACCUGUCUCACCUCAGCAGCUCACCAACACACCUGUCUCACCUCAGCAGCUCACUAACGCACCUGUCUCACCUCAGCAGCUCACCAACGCACCUAUCUCACCUCAGCAGCUCACCAACACACCUGUCUCACCUCAGCAGCUCACCAACGCACCUGUCUCACCUCAGCAGCUCACCAACACACCUAUCUCACCUCAGCAGCUCACCAACACACCUGUCUCACUUCAGCGGCCCAUCAACACACCUUCUGUUAUCAUCAGUGUGGAGAAAGUAAGAUAA